AAAUUUCAAGAGCGCCCUCUAAGGCAUAAAAAAUUGCAGAAAGAGCUUUGUUCUGUCUUCUUUUGACGAGGCCUAAAAACCGAAGAAGUUUAGGCAUUAUUGUGAGAGUGGGUGAAGUAGCCCUCAUCAAGACAGCUGCGGCCACCAUGGGUAAGCAUAAAGAUCACCCUGAGACUUUCAACCAUGCUCUUCUACAUUUGCUAGACCAAUUCCCUGGCUUCGCUGACAUCUUUGACGAAGAGACCUUCUACUGGACAUUCUUGGUCUUUGUGCUGUCAACCUUCCUUCUAGCUUACUACCUCUCUCGCAACAUCACAAUCAAGAGUGUUGACUAGUACGGGAACACUUCAGAUUUUUGUUGCAUGAGCUCUUUUGCAAAUUGAACGUGAGAACGUAUUCAGGGAUUGAUUGCCGUCUGCCCUAUUAUAUUUUUGUGUAAAUUAUUAGGACAUUUCAAGAGAAACAUGUUGUAGACUGCUGUCUGCCCAUAAAUUAACAACUCAUUAGGACAUUUUCGAGGGACUGUGAACUAUUUGCCUUCUAUUUCAUUUGCUUUUGACGAGACAUCAUGGACAGCCUCUCGUGCAAGGGAGGAUGGAAGAGAAACUUCGACAGUUGACACAGUCGUGCUGGGAAUUCGAUACAGCUGUGCAAUAAAAGUGCUACAAAGUCAUAUUUUUUGAACAACUUAUGAACUGGAACUGUCUAUCUAAAAAUAACAACUGAGCCCUUUGCAGAGGACGAGAUGACCUGACAUUAGAUUGGUUAAUUACUUUUCUACUAGUACUGGCUAAAAUAACCAAAGUUGCUGGACUAUUGAGCAUGGGGAAGCAGACCAGUAAACUAGCAAAAACUAAUCUAGAUAACUUGGCAGAAACGACUCAUUUCAGUGAGAAAGAGAUCAGACAAUGGCAUGAAGGGUUUACCAGAGAUUGUCCAAAUGGAACCCUGAACAGACAGGAAUUCCUGGAGAUAUACAAGCAGUUCUUUCCAUUUGGGGAUGCCACCAAGUUUGCUUCAUACGUCUUUGAUGUCUUUGACGAAAAUGGGGAUGAGGAGAUUGAAUUUGAGGAAUUUAUUCAAGCUCUAUCUGUCACAUCCAGAGGGAACAUUGAUGAAAAGCUAAAUUGGGCUUUUCGUCUGUAUGACCUUGACGGCGAUGGCAAGAUCACGAGACGAGAGAUGCUCUGUAUCGUGGAGGCUAUCUAUCAGAUGGUGGGCAAUAUGGUCCAGCUUCCUGAAGAUGAGAAUACACCUGAGAAGAGGGUCGACAAGAUGUUUGCCCUCAUGGACAAGAAUCAUGACAGUCAGAUAUCUAAAGAGGAGUUUUUAGAUGGCUCCAGGAAAGAUCCAUCCAUCGUUCAAGCUCUAUCGCUCUACGACGGCCUUGUGUGAACCAACCAUCAUUCGUCACAAGAGGGCGUCUUACAUAGUGUGCUAACAUUCCUUGUUCAUCAAGAUCAGUGGAAAUCACAAGGUGCUAUCUUCCUAUUUCAAAAGCAUAAUCGUCACUUAAGGGUUGUGCUACUCGUCAAAAGUCACUGAAUGGUUUUAUACAGUGCCAUCCCACAUACAGAGGAAACUCAGGUUCUCAGUUCUUUUUCUUCAACAUAGUCUUUCAUUUACAUCAUCAUGAGAUAUAUUUUUUCUUCUGCAUUGGGAUACGUGAUAUGGUAUGAAUACAUGUAGUUCAUACAUAGAUGAGCAAAAACAAGCUUGAAAUUUCAAUGCCAUUGCCUAAAACCAAGUUGCAUAGAAAAAUGGGUCAAAAUUUGUGUAGGAUACGUUGGCCUUAUAUAAGGAAUGGAUGGCUCAUUACCAAACCUUUUGUAUCCAUUGUAAAGUUUAUUGAAGUAAUGAGAGCAGAUUCAGAUACACGUCUGAGUUUCUGCGUAGUCAUGUCUGGCAUGAUUCAGAAUGUAUUGUUUGUAGUCUGUCAUGCGAAGAAUUUUGGUUAAAACAUAUUUAAUGAUUGUGAAUGAUAUCUAUAUGUAAAGAUAGGUGUCCUUUUUGUGGAACCCACUAUAUACUGUAUUAUGACACAAGGUGGUGGCUAUGGAAUAACACUGGUCCAAGUUUUGGUAAAAUCUUCAACGCAGGAUCAUGUUUGAUAUUGAGUAGAAUGAGGUUCAACUUUUCUUUUUAACUGAAAAUUAUCAUGAUGACACAUGAUCUUGAAGGGUAUGCAACUGCAUUAUUGUGACUCUUAUCAUGCAGUUUCAAUUUUAGGUCCCAAGAUCAUAAAUAAGCCUUGCAAUUAGUUGCAAUGUAAAGAAAAAUAUUUGCUUGAAAUACAACUGAUAUUUCAAUUGUGAAUUUCAACUUGAGAAUGAUACUUGCAGUUCACUGCAAAUGAGUCACAAAUUUUUCAGGUAACAGAUAAUUUUGUGUGAUGAUAUAAAUUAUAGUAAGAUUCGUGGAAAUUAGUCAUAUCCUGACCUGAUAGUUUUUGCACUUUUAUAGUCUCAAAUUUUAAUCUUAUUUGGUGAUUUAAAAAAUACUACUAAUAGUAUAAACGCUAAUAACAAUAUGCAGCAUUUCUACAGCACUUAAUAAUACAAUUUCAUGCAAGUGCUGUAUUACCCUUGCUUUAGCAUGGCUACCCUGAUCAGGGGCCCGUUUCAUAAAGAGUUACAACUGUUGUAACUUUGCCAUUAUGACAACUACCAUGGUAACCUUGAUUUUGAUUGGCUGCUGAGCCCUGUUGCCAUGGUAGUUGCCAUAAUGGCCAAGUUACAACAGUUGUAACUCUUUAUGAAAUGGACCCCAGGUGUUUGAGCAUUCUUACCUGGCACCCAUGUGAUGCACCUGGUGACGAGUGGCAAAUGUAGAGAAACAUCUUGCCACAGGACGCGAGUGGUGCUAAUAGGAUUUGAACCCCAGACCUUGUCAUUCAAAGUCCAGAGACUGGUCCACGUAGCCACAGCCAUUAGAACAAAGAGUUUAAUGUCCCAUGGAGACAAACCGUGUAUAGAUAAUUCUUGCUCAAAAUUGACAUUCAUAUACAUGUACAUAAUAACUUAUUUUAUUGUAUAUCAAAGUAUUCACAAACUUGCACAAAUCAUAUCCAUACAUGUAUAUACACAAAUGCAUGUAGGUUAUUGAUAUUUAUUGUCGAAUUGUUUUUUGUCUGCAUUCCUUUUGCUUUUGCAAUAAUGAAUUGUAUUCUUAUGUACUUUCUAUUCCUCCCUCCUCUUCUCCUUGUGAUGGUUAUCAUUUGUCCUCAAACAAUCUACUGAUUGAAUAUUCUGAAGGAUACAUGUGAAGCAAGUGCCUUGGAAGUACUAUUAUGUCAGUCAGUACUUUUGUUUUCUUUACUGUUCAAUAGUAAUAUUAUUUACUGGUUAUUUAUGUAAUAGCUACAUCCACCCACUCCAAAAAUGCAGUCAAGGUGUUUCUAUAUUGCCUUUACUCAGCCUUUCUGCCAUUGUUUUGCUCUAUUUUAGACCAUCAGUUUUUGAUAAUUGUAUUCCCCCAAAAAUUCUUAUUAUGUCAAUGGCUAACUGUUUUCAUACAUGCCAUGAUAUUUGUAUGUCAUUUUGAUACUAUUAUAUGUUCAUUUUUAAUGCCAGAAAGUGUUAGUUAUGAAAAUCAAUUUUACCCCAUCAACAUUCCGACGGCCUUAAAAUUUUAUUGUAUUGAAGUGUUUUCUGCAGACCUGGGCCCCGUUUCAUCAAAAUUGGAUAUGAUAGCAACUCUUGCUGGAAUAUCAGCUUUCAUUGGAAGAGCCUAUCAAAAAGCAGACUUUUUGCUGUUGUCAUGGUAAUUGUCAUUCCAGCAAGUUUUGCUAUCAUAGCAACUUUUAAUGAAAUGGUCCCAGGCGAUUUCCCACAGGAGGGGUGCUGUAUCUCUAGAUGGACUUGGUUAUUUGACAAUAGGGGGUUUUCAUUCCAAAAGUUUAUGGAUAUUGUAUCCCUCAAUUGAUAGAUAAAUAAAUGGUAUUUAUUAAAAUUCUCCACAUAUUGCAGUUAACAAACUGAAUUGCAUCUAAAUUACAAAGCUAAAAAUAGAAGUAUACAUUUCAUUGAAAGGGUCAGGGCACCAUCACUUUUAAAAGGAUGAUGCUUCACAUAAAAAGGGGAAAUUCAAUGAACUGUUCUUGAGGGGGGGGGGGGGGUGCCCAUUGCACCCUGAUCCAUACGUCGUGCCCUAAUAGACACUUGUGACAUUUAUCUUCCUUUGAAGCAAGAUUGGUAUCUCCAUUGCUCUCUCAAACAAAUUCAUAGUUGGCCUGUUGCAUAAAAGUUACCAUAAUGUGGUACUUUGCCAUGCAAUGGUAACUUGCAUGGAAUCCUUGAUUUUAAUUGGCUGUUAAGUGUCGUUACCAUGGUAGUUACCAUUGGAUGGCAAAGUUACCGUAAUAGUAACUUUUAUGCAACAGGCCCCUUAUCUUGCCUUUUUAUUUAUUUCAAAUUUUACCAAUAUGUUGUCGACUUUUCUACAUGCAUUUGACUUUGUUUUACAGAUGAAUACAACCCAGAAUGAUUUAAGGGUCGUUUUGUAUUUUCCAAUUUAUCCAUAGAUGAAUUAUUAUUGCAUCUUGUAUUUUAUGUGUUUCAACUGAAAAUGUAGAUUUUGACAAAAUCACUUUUGAUAGUAGCACCCACAGUGGAUGGCUAAGGUUUAUAACAGUUUGAUCUUAAUAUUCUUUUUCUUUUCUCUCUUCUAUGAAUGUGAAUUCAUUAACCUCAUCUAUUGUUAUUAUGCAUAUUUAUGUGUAGUUUACAUUAGCAAAAUGACUUGUGUGUAAUAACAGUGUGAAAUUUGUGUGCAAUUUACUGUCUAUUGUUUAUCAAUAAAUGACAAAGUAUGACACUGA
Molecule: messenger RNA, 4819 nt
Organism: Lytechinus pictus (painted urchin)
Lineage: Eukaryota; Metazoa; Echinodermata; Echinoidea; Temnopleuroida; Toxopneustidae
Product: neuronal calcium sensor 1-like
Exons: 9
Coding region: 823-1395 (190 amino acids)
Molecular function (GO): calcium ion binding; calcium sensitive guanylate cyclase activator activity
Source: RefSeq, a predicted model, not a curated record